AUGAGAAUCAUAAGUCUAGCAGUAAUCUUAUUUAUUGGUUUAGUAUCCUCUCAUGGAUAGGAGAAAGUCCACUCAAGUGUAGGUGUUAUUGCUGAAAAGCUUCAAAGCUUAUAAUAAAGAGCUUAACAAUUAGAAGUAUAAAUCAAUGAUCUAGAUGAGCUUCUUCAUCAUUUGGAAUAAUCCAAGAAUUAAAAUAAUAAUCUCAAUCAAGUCAAAAGGCCAGUUUUAAUGCUAAGGGAAAGAAUGGCUAAUGAACUCAGAGUAGAAGAUCCAUAUUUUUACGAUGGAACAUAUCUCCCUGAAGUAGAAACUAGUUUCUUCCACAAAAUCGGUAGCAGCUUCAAGACUGCUGGAAAAGACGUACUUUACGGAGCUGAAAAAGCCGCUCCAUAUGCUAUCCCAGCGAUUGAGAUUGCGGGUGCUCUAGGAGGAAUUUCAGUUGAGGAUCCAUUCUAUCCAACUGUUCAAAGACAUAAUAGAUAACCAUUAAAACCAUAAUCAGGGCAGCCAGCACAUCCAAAAAAGCAUCACAAAAGCUUUUUGAGCAGAGUAGGUGGUUUUGCUAAAAAGGUACUUCCAUAUGUUCCUGAUGUUAUCAAGAUUGCAAAAGCAGUCACUGACGAUGAAAUUCUUGUACAAGAAUCAUCUGACUAUUAUUCUUCACCACUAGACUAUCCUUACACAUAUUUCUACUGA
This is a messenger RNA of Stylonychia lemnae, 696 nucleotides long. The record is from the annotation of a GenBank genome assembly. NCBI's taxonomy places the organism in Eukaryota, Ciliophora, Spirotrichea, Sporadotrichida, Oxytrichidae.